AUGAAUGCAUACAGAGUUAUUUAGAUAAUAAAAUUAAGAUUGUUCAUGUUUUAGAAAUUGAAUGCCCUCAAUAAGGAUGUGGCAAUUAUUAUUAUGAUGAAAUCAUAAAGGGCUUAGUUAAUGAUGAGUAAUAUCAAAAAUAUGAUAAAUUCAAGAAAAAGAGAUUAUUAGAAAAAAAUGAGACUGUUAGGUGGUGUAUUUGAAAUGAUUGGUGAUUUAAUGUUGUCCAAGAUGUAAAGCACCAACUCAAAAGAAAGAAGGUUUUAAUCAUAUGACAUGUUAUAAAUUUCGAUUCCAAUUUUGUUGGUUAAGCAGAGCUAGAUACACACAAGAAUGCAUUUGGAUUCAGAUAAUUGCUUUGGAUGUCCAGGUAAUAGAAUUUUAUUUUUAGUAAGAAAGAUAAUUUUCUAAUGAAGAGGUCUAUUCUCGAUCAAGAUGGAAGAAGUAUUGAGGUAUCAUUUUCGAAUUAUUUGCCACUAUAUUAAUUCUACCUUUAAUUCCAUUUAUUUUGA
This is a messenger RNA of Paramecium primaurelia, 512 nucleotides long. NCBI's taxonomy places the organism in Eukaryota, Ciliophora, Oligohymenophorea, Peniculida, Parameciidae. The record is from the annotation of a GenBank genome assembly.